AUGCCCGACGUGGACGAUGCGAUGCCCCGCGCCAAGCGGCUCAAGCUGCUGCGCGAGGCCAAGGCGCGCAAGGAGCGCGGCGAGAGCAACAACGGAGAGGCCGUCGAACUAGUCGCCGCAGCCUUGAAAACAGUCGCAGACGAACCCGCGCAGCAGCAGGAGAAGGAGACGAAGCCACAGGAGGAGCAGGAGGACGCCGAGGUGACCGCAGAAAAGGCCGACGAGAGCGCGCAGGACCUUGUGGAGAAGACGAGAGCGACGACGAGCUGUUGA
Molecule: messenger RNA, 273 nt
Organism: Phytophthora sojae
Lineage: Eukaryota; Oomycota; Peronosporomycetes; Peronosporales; Peronosporaceae
Exons: 2
Coding region: 1-273 (90 amino acids)
Source: RefSeq, a predicted model, not a curated record